Aspergillus sclerotioniger CBS 115572 is the source of this 1836-nucleotide messenger RNA. Its product is annotated as O-acetyltransferase. NCBI's taxonomy places the organism in Eukaryota, Fungi, Ascomycota, Eurotiomycetes, Eurotiales, Aspergillaceae. The transcript has a single exon. The record is from RefSeq and is a predicted model, not a curated record. Bases 217 to 1716 code for a protein of 499 amino acids.
AUCCGUGGUAGUCAGUCUGUCGGGCCCAAAUGAACGAUGGAUGGCCCUGGUCACGACAUUUCGAUUGUGUCAUGGGUUCAGCUUGGAGCUUAGUAUGCUCACCAUUGACAGUAUCCCCUCAUCUAGAGGAUAUAAUUAAUUCGAGGCGCACCGGUCCGGUUUGAGAGCAAGCUAAUCCUUCUUUUGAUUCAAGGCAUCAGAUAAAGUACCUGCGAGAUGACAUUCCGUGAUUCAUCAUCUCAGACCCUCUCGCCGAUGGACCACACCGUCCCCAAGGUGUAUUUCACGUUCUAUCAUUCCUUCCUCUUAGACAAUCCACAGACAGGCGUCGAGUCUAUCCAGAAAGGCCUCACCACCCUGAUUCAACACCUCCCGUUUUUGGCAAAGGAUGUGGCACCUUGCUAUGAUGAGAAGCAUGAAAAUGUCCACUGCAUCCAACCUCCAUCAGCUGCAUCACAAUCCAUACCUAUGCUCCGAAUCAGGUAUCACUUAAAUGAAUCAAUCCGUGUGAUGACAAACACUGCAACAUGUACUGCGGUCGAGGAUCUACAGUUCUCUAGAAGAUAUGCCCCAUUGCCGUCAGUGAUGGACCCCCACAAGAGCCAGCCUCUCCUGCGAUUUGUGGCGAACAUCAUGAUCGACGGAAUUAUUCUUUCGCUCAGCUUCAACCACAUGGGUGCGGAUGGCACGGGCAUCGGAGAAGUUCUCGAGAUACUGUCUCAAUGCUGUCGGAACGAAUAUAACCCACUGUCUCACCAUCGGCUUGAGUUGCAAUUGCGCCGUCAACUAUCCUCGCCUAGUAUUGCUGGGAAGCAACCGCUGAAGAGCUUUUCUGAAACCUACAGCGAAGAGGAGACCUUCCAUUGCGUAGCACCAGAUACGUGGCCCACGGCUGUUACCUCAAUGGCAGCUGUCUUGAACACAUUCCGAUUCAAGUUUACCAGCCAAAAGGCCAAGAUACUGAAAGACGCUUGCACAUCUAUCUUAUCGCAGACCGAGGACGCGUCGAGCAAAGCAAACCCGCCUUUUGUAUCAUCAAACGAUGUGCUUACUGCCCUAUUGACCAUCUGCCUACAGCAGAGUCAAUGCACUACAGAACAUAAGGAGGAUUAUACCGUCGCAUCUGUUGCGAAUGUCCGUUCUCGAAUGGAUCCUCCAUGGCCUGACCACUAUUUGGGGGUUAUGCUCACCAUGGCGCUUGUGACACGGUCUUCAAUGGCCGAUCUGGUAGAUGAGCAGAAAGCGAGCAUUGCGGCGGAAGAGCUGGGUAUCGAUAAAGACGAGCUGGUUCAAAUCACCAACCUCGCCGCGAACAUGCGUCAGAAGCUGCUGGCCAUUGAUGGCCAAUAUGUUCGCGGCCUGCUCGCCUACAUGCAACAGCAACGCGACUGGGGUGAAAUGAAAAUCAAGGGAGGAGACGUCUCAUAUUCGAGCAUCCGACACCUGAAGGUCUAUGAUUUGGACUUUGGUCCCAGCCUAGGGAAGAUCGCCGAUUUCCGAUUAUAUUUCGCAUUGCUAGACGAGUUCUGUCUUAUACUGCCUGCAGCGCCGGGAGGGGAUUGGGAUAUGCAGAUUAGCCUGAGUCCCAGCCACCAGCAGGCGUUGAUGAAUAACGAGUUGUUCCGAUGGGCUUUGAGCGAAUACAGCAGCGCUCCCACUAGGGACAAGGAGACGGAUCAUGUACGGCUGCCGAUUGCAGCUGUGGGAGGAGUAUGAUAUCUCCGUCGAAGACGUUGCGUUGCUUUUACCGCAAAUAUACCUGCCUGAAGAGGCGCAUUCAUCUGUAUGCAGAGGAAUCAAGUUCAUGCAGCUAGUCUGAGUCUAUGUAGAGUGAUG